CUUGCGGCGCGCAUGAGCAGAGAGGCUGGAGAUCACGGGGCGGUAACAUUGUAGUACAUCCCCUCUGGUUCUGGGCUUCACGCGCGUUUUCGCAACUCAGGCAGACAAGAGGGCGUCCGCACUCUGGCCGUAAACCCCUUUCCUACCUGAGCAGAGCGAGCCGGGGCGGCGAGCCGGGCCUCACCAUGGCCGCGAAUUAUUCUAAUAUGAGCAAUAGAAGAGAACACGUCAAAAUUACGACUGACCCCCAGCCAGGCUUCCUGGAGCGGCUGAGCGAGACCUCGGGUGGGAUGUUUGUGGGGCUCGUGACCUUCCUACUCUCCUUCUACUUAAUUUUUACCAAUGAGGGUCGCGCGUUGAAGACAGCAACCGCCCUGGCUGAGGGGCUCUCACUUGUGGUGUCCCCUGACAGCAUCCACAGUGUGGCUCCGGAGAACGAGGGGAGGCUGGUGCACAUCAUUGGGGCCCUGCGGACAUCCAAGCUCUUGUCUGAUCCGAACUAUGGGGUCCACAUUCCGGCUGUGAAGCUGCGGCGGCACGUGGAGAUGUACCAGUGGGUGGAGACGGAGGAGUCCAGAGAUUAUACUGAGGACGGGCAGGUGAAAACAGAGAGGAAGUACUCCUACAACCCUGAAUGGCGGUCGGAAAUCGUCAACAGCAGAAACUUCGACCGAGAGAUUGGCCACAAAAACCCUAGUGCGAUGGCCGUGGAGUCGUUCACAGCAACAGCCCCCUUCGUCCAGAUUGGCAGGUUUUUCCUCUCGGCAGGCCUCAUUGACAAAGUCGACAACUUCAAGCCACUGAGCCUGUCCAAGCUGGAGGACCCACACGUGGACAUCAUUCGCCGGGGAGACUAUUUCUACCACAGUGAAAACCCCAAAUACCCAGAGGUCGGAGACAUUCGAGUUUCCUUCUCCUAUGCCGGGCUGAGCAGCGACGACCCUGACCUGGGUCCAGCUCAUGUGGUCACUGUGAUUGCCCGGCAGCGAGGUGACCAGCUAGUCUCAUAUUCCACCAAGUCUGGGGACACCUUGCUUCUCCUGCACCAUGGGGACUUCUCAGCCGAGGAGGUGUUUCUUAGAGAACAAAAGAGCAACUCCAUGAAGACAUGGGGCCUGCGGGCUGCUGGUUGGAUGGCCAUGUUUAUGGGCCUUAACCUCAUGACACGGAUCCUCUAUACCCUGGUGGACUGGUUUCCUGUCUUCCGAGACUUGGUCAACAUUGGCCUGAAGGCCUUUGCCUUCUGUGUGGCCACCUCACUGACCCUGCUGACCGUGGCUGCUGGCUGGCUCUUCUACCGGCCCCUGUGGGCCCUCUUCAUCGCCUGUCUGGCCCUGGUGCCCAUCAUCAUUGCUCGGACACGGGUGCCAGCCAAAAAGCUGGAGUGAAACAGGCCCUGGCACCUACACAACACCCGUUUGAGUUUCAGGAUCCAGGUCACCCCGUGCCCCCUCCUCUGACCCUGCUCCACACCAGAGCAUGAGUCCGCACUGGUUUUAGAUUCUGCACCUGCUCCACUCUUCAAGGGGCCAGACUUGGCAGCGUGCCCUUACGUCGGAUUUGGUGUUCAUCUGUUAAGUCUCUCCAUCCCUUGUCUUGUCAGUGAGCAGCUUUGAUGGGCAGAAGGCAGCUCCUAUCUGGCGGCAUGACAAGCGUUCUCCCACUUGUUUUCCCUCUUCUCUUGGGACUGUGUGUGGCUGGUUGCAUGCAUCAUCUAGCCGGUGUCUUCAGAUAUCCAGGUGACACUCAGAGACCUGCUGCCUUACCCCCUCCUGCCUCUCCUCCUCUGAGAUGAGUGCCAGGUUCUGCCACACUAGCCGCUCCCUUGAUACUAAAGGGCCACGUUUAUCAGCUGUCUCUAAUUGGUGCUGUAUUGCCAAGACAGACUAAGCCCUUACCCUGCAAAGCAGGGUCACUAUAAACCCAGUUUGUGGCUAGAACUUGAUUUGAUACUUCAAAAAAGCAAAUCCACUGGUUUGACCUGAGGGAAAUUGGACAUCGGUUGGGCUUUACUCUUUUUAUGGAUUUGGCAGAAUCUCCUUAGUGUAUAGUAUCUCCAAAG
Messenger RNA from Myotis davidii, 2062 nucleotides. RefSeq names its product transmembrane protein 43 (gene TMEM43). Bases 186 to 1388 code for a protein of 400 amino acids. The record is from RefSeq and is a predicted model, not a curated record. The transcript has 12 exons. Gene Ontology annotation, biological process: nuclear membrane organization. Lineage: Eukaryota; Metazoa; Chordata; Mammalia; Chiroptera; Vespertilionidae. Gene Ontology annotation, cellular component: nuclear inner membrane.